AUGGCGGCAUUGGGAUGCUUUCGCGCGGUGUGCCUCCUCCACGCAGCGAUCGACUGCGUCUCCGGCUGCCUGAUGAUCUUCUUCCUGUGGGAGCUGGCCGAAUUCGGGCAUGGCAAGACGACAUCCAGCAAGAUCCUUGGAUCCACGCCCUAUGAUCAGCUCCUCAUCGCGACCUCGGAAUCCCUAGUCGGGAUGCUGUUGCUCGUCAUUGGCCUCCUCCUCUUCAUGGUAUCUUUUGUAAAAGAUCGGGAUUUCCAAACUUUCUUCGCCAAGGGCUGUAUCGUCAUUCACGGCCUCAUGGUGGUGUGGAGGCUUGCGUUUGAGAUCAGGGUGGAGGAGCUGGCUGGGGACUCGAUCAGGCAGAUGAUUGGUGAUUGCUUGUUGGGAUCGUCAUGGAUCUUCUUCUUGAUUUGGAAUUGGAGGGAGAAAUACGACUGA
Molecule: messenger RNA, 438 nt
Organism: Selaginella moellendorffii
Lineage: Eukaryota; Viridiplantae; Streptophyta; Lycopodiopsida; Selaginellales; Selaginellaceae
Exons: 1
Coding region: 1-438 (145 amino acids)
Source: RefSeq, a predicted model, not a curated record